UUCGCUGGCGCCGCUGCAAGAAUGUGAGGCGGUUCUUCCGGCAUCCCGGUUACUGGCUGGCCCUUGGGCGCGCACGGCGCCGCCGCCCCUCGCCCUUCACCUGGAAAGGCAUUGACUGAUGCUACUUGGAUGCAUUUGACCAUCUCCUAGGAGACUUGCAUGUUGAGUUUCGAUAAGCAAACAAACAGUUCUCUCUUGUUUGGAGCAAUGCUGAAAUUCCGAGAGGCUGCUAAGUGUGUGAGUGGAUCAAUAGCUGCUUCCACAUGUCCAAAGCCCUUGAUCGCAAGAAGAUACAUGCUUCAACAGAAACUUGGCAGUGGAACUUUUGGAACCGUCUAUCUAGUGUCAGACAAGAAUGCCAAACAAGGAGAGGAAUUAAAGGUCCUGAAGGAAAUCUCUAUUGGAGAACUCAAUCCAAAUGAGACUGUGCAGGCCACUUUGGAGGCCCAGCUCCUUUCCAAGCUGGACCAUCCAGCCAUUGUCAAGUUCCAUGCGAGCUUUGUGGAGCAAGAUAAUUUCUGCAUUAUCACAGAGUAUUGUGAGGGCCGAGAUCUGGACUAUAAAAUUCAGGAAUAUAAAGAACCUGGAAAAACCUUUCCAGAGAGUCAAAUAAUAGAAUGGUUUAUCCAGCUGUUGCUGGGAGUUGACUACAUGCAUGAAAGGAGGAUACUUCAUCAAGACUUGAAAUCAAAUAAUAUAUUUCUGAAAAAUAAUCUACUUAAAAUUGGGGAUUUUGGAGUUUCUCGACUCUUAAUGGGAUCCUGUGAUCUAGCCACCACUUUAACUGGAACUCCCCAUUAUAUGAGCCCGGAGGCUCUGAAACACCAAGGCUAUGACACAAAGUCGGAUAUCUGGUCUCUGGCAUGCUUUUGGUGUGAGAUGUGCUGCAUGAAUCAGGCAUUCACUGGCUCCAAUUUCUUAUCCAUCGUUAUAAAAAUUGUUGAAGGCGACAUUCCUUCUCUCCCUGAGAGAUACCCAAGACAGCUGAAUGCCAUCAUGGAAAGCAUGUUGAACAAGAGUCCUUCAUUGAGACCAUCUGCUAUAGAAAUUUUAAAAAUUCCUUACAUUGAUGAACAACUACAGCACCUGAUGUGCCGAUAUUCGGAAAUGACCCUGGAAGACAAGAAUUUGAAUCGUCAGAAGGAGGCAACUUAUAUAAUUAAUGCUGUGCAGAAAAAAAUCCACCUGCAGACCCUGCGGGCGCUGUCUGAGGUACAGAGGAUGACACCAAGAGAGAGGAUGCGGCUGAGGAAGGUACAGGCAGCUGAUGAGGAGGCCAGGAAGCUAAAAAAGCUUGUGGAAGAAAAAUAGGAAGAAAACAACAAACGAAUGCAAGAACUGAGAUCUCGGAACUUCCAGCAGCUGACUGUGGAUGUGCUCCACGAAUUUGAUGACCCAGCUUCAGAGAAUCUGCCUGAGUCUCAGCCCAUUCCUUCCCUGGAGCUUGGCACACUUGGGUCAAGUGUAGAGGACACCGUAGCUGACCUUGGAGAUCAUGAGAUCCCAGAAGACCCACUUGUGGCUGGGUAUUCUGAUGAUACAUUUGACUCCUGUUCUGAAGAAAGUGAGGAGGGAGAGGAAGAGGUCAAGGAUGCGGAACCCCAGCCUGCUUACGGGACAAACCAACAGGACAGUGAUAUUGAAGCACUGGCCAGAUGUUUGGAGCACGUGCUGGGCUGCACCACUAUAAAUCAGCUGUGCAGAAGCUGGGGGCGGAGGUGUUUGAGGAGGUCUACAGUUACUCGAGAACAAGGCAGCAGAGAGCCAGCGAGGCAGAGGUCCGGGUGGCUCUGGAAACAGUCAUGCCUCGAGCCAGUGACUGUUCUGAGGUUGACCAGUGGCUCUACUUUGAGGAGCAGUUGCUGA
Molecule: messenger RNA, 1866 nt
Organism: Balaenoptera ricei (Rice's whale)
Lineage: Eukaryota; Metazoa; Chordata; Mammalia; Artiodactyla; Balaenopteridae
Gene: NEK11
Product: NIMA related kinase 11
Biological process (GO): protein phosphorylation
Molecular function (GO): protein kinase activity; ATP binding
Source: RefSeq, a predicted model, not a curated record